AUGUAAAAGUAGACGACUUGUUUGGACCGCUUUUCAGCGGGAGAAGUCUCUCCAGCUGUCAGCCACAUGUGUACACUGGGGGCACUGAGUUCAUGCGCCUCUGGGCUCUCCUGUUAGCAUGGACCACCUUGGAGGCUGACACAAAGGGACAAACACUCGUCUGUCUCCAGGCAUACAGUACUCUAGACUUUUCCGGUGAGACAUGAUGAGUGUAAAGUGCUGAGAAAAGCCCUUCUGUAGAAGCAGGUGGAGCUGUCAGGCCUAAUCCUGUUAUCCCUGGACUUUAAUCCACAGGCAGACUUUAAUACUCAGCUAUACGUAUCCGCACAGAAUUGUCUCUACAUACUGUACUGUACUGUACUAUAUACACAAUAUGGUGGAUAGUUUACUGCUUGGUAUGGAGGGAGUCAGAAAAACUAUCUUGCACGGAGGAACCAGUGAGAUUCCCAAAUUCAUCACAGGAUCCAAGGUGACUUUCCAUUUCCGUACCAUGCUGUGCAAUGACGAUCGCACAGUGUUGGAUGACAGUAAGAAGGUUGGGGUGCCCAUGGAGGUGGUGUUUGGAAACAUGUUCAAGCUGGAUGUAUGGGAGAUUCUGCUCAGGUCCAUGCGCAUAGGUGAAGUUGCCGAGUUCUGGUGCGACAUAAUUCACACUGGUCUCUACCCCAUGGUGGCAAAAAGUCUCCGGCGCAUCGCGGUGGGAAAGGAUCCAGUGGACUGGCACAUCCACACCUGUGGCAUGGCUAACAUGUUUGCGUUUCACACCCUGGGUUACGAUGAUUUGGAUGAGCUCCAGAAAGAACCCCAGCCUCUCAUCUUUGUGUUAGAACUUCUAAAGGUUCAGCAGCCGAGUGAGUAUCACAGGGAGUCGUGGGCCAUGAAUGAUGACGAGAGACUGAAGGCUGUUCCUGUGCUCCAUGGCCAAGGGAACAAACUCUACAAACAAGGUCGCUUUGAGGAGGCAACGAACAAAUACAAGGAGGCAAUUCUUUGCAUCAAGAAUGUUCAGUCAAAGGAGAAGGCUUGGGAGGCCCCAUGGCUAAAGCUUGAGAAGAUGGCAAACACUCUCACACUCAACUACUGCCAGUGUUUGCUGCGCAUGCAGGAGUUUUAUGAAGUCAUUGAGCACACUAGUGACAUCAUCAAUCAGCAUCCUGGGGUGAUGAAAGCUUUCUACCUAAGAGGAAAAGCACACAUGGAGGUAUGGAACCAGGCAGAGGCCGAGGCUGACUUUCAGAGGGUGCUGGAUCUAGACCCAGGUAUGAAGAAGUCAGUGAAGAAGGAGCUUGCUGUUCUCAAUAUGCGCAUGGAGGAGAAGAGAGAGGAGGACAGACAAAAAUAUAAGGGCAUGUUCACAGCCACAGGAACAGGGGGAACAAUUAAAGAACAAGCAAAGGAACAGGGGAAUGCACAACAAUCCACUACUGAGCAAGAAACUUCCAAGCUAGCCCAAGAAAUGACAUUAAAGGAAACUCAAGAGAGAUCCAAUCCAGGGUAUAAAACUCUGAACCAGGAUCCUUCUGAAGAGGACGCUCUAGAGGCAAGCAAUGCAGAGGAGAAAACAUUGGAGCAACAAACUCCAGAGGAGGAGACUUUGGAGCUAGAAACAUCAGCGCAGAACAUUUCAGAGAAAGACAAUCCAGAGAAAAAUACAAUAACACACAAUGCUUUAGUGCAUCGAAAUAUAGAGGAAGAAACUGCAGAGAAGACCACUCUAGUGUUGGAAUCACCAGGGCAGGAAACUUUAGGUAACCUAGCAAGUUUUGAGACAGAAAUUUUAGAGAAUGAAACACCAAAGCAGGAAGAGCAAGCUGCUUUUGAAAAAGUGAACUCUGAAGACACUUAAUGAAAACGUCUGAUAGGGUUUUUUUCCCAUUAGAUACCUAUUAUUGGAAUGUAUCUAUUAGUGCAUAAAAUGUUCAUGUUGCUUACGAUCAAGGGCGUGUUAGAUGGUAUCUAAUAUCUAAUCAAAUAUUAUUGCAUAAUACUGUAUGUAGAUAAAAAAAAUUAAUAAUUAGUGUAAUUUUGGGUAAAAAAAAAUAAACCACACAGUGUCUAUAGAGCUGUGCUUCAAAUACUAUGGUGAUAGAAAUUUAGAAGACUUGUUAUCUUGAACGAGUGAUCAUUGCCUACCAUAACCUUUCAGUUGCUUUUUUUAUGUUGCUGACUAUCUUGCUUUUAACUGUUAUUUCACUAAAUAAAUAAAAAAUAUAUUAUUAUUAAAGUCAAAGUCAACUUUAUUGUCAUUCUAUUUAUGGUAAAUGAGGCACGAAAUAACAUGUCUCCAGGAAUUGGUGCUCCGUAUAACAUGAAACUGAAGC
Clarias gariepinus (North African catfish) is the source of this 2321-nucleotide messenger RNA. RefSeq names its product aryl hydrocarbon receptor interacting protein-like 1 (gene aipl1). Gene Ontology annotation, molecular function: peptidyl-prolyl cis-trans isomerase activity; protein binding. The coding region runs from base 374 to 1846 and encodes 490 amino acids. Lineage: Eukaryota; Metazoa; Chordata; Actinopteri; Siluriformes; Clariidae. The record is from RefSeq and is a predicted model, not a curated record. The transcript has 6 exons.